UUCUCACUUUCCAAUUCCUACUGGAGUUGACAACCAGCCUUCCCUCGCAACAUCAACUUCCUAAACUUCGGUCACCAUGGUUCGCGCCAUCCCUGUCAUCGUGGGUCUGCUGAUGCUGUCGACAACUUCUGUUGAGAGUUCAACUGGUCGUUUCCUCCAGUCCACACAGGGCAACUGCGCUCGACGAGUGUGUACUGUCAACGGCGGCGCCUCAACGUCCGAAGACUGCAACACCCUGUGCAACCGCGUCGGUGACGGCAACAGCAUGUCUGAAUGUGGUCAGAAGUGCUCGUGCACUACGGAUACCUCGGCUACCGCUCAAAUGUGCUCGACAAGCUGCCAGUACACCUUGAGUGACUGCUCCAGUGGCCAAAUGUGCAGUGGCGAAACGAUAGUUUGUCCCGGCUCAACCAGUUCCACCGGGUCUGUUUCACCCUCAUCGGGCGCAACUACAACUAGUUCAACCCUGAAUAGUGCAACCGGGUCAGCCACGACGAACGCAUCAGGAACCGCAACGACGGGUGCCACCUCAAGCGCUGCUACGACGAAUGCCACGACGAACCCUGCGUCUGGAUCAGCCACUACUAACGCAUCGGGUGCAGCUACGACAGACUCAUCGACUAACACGUCAGGAACAAGUACAUCGGAUGGUACUAUCUCGGGGUCGACAACGAACGGCGCUACUGGACCGACUUCGGCUGCCGGUGGAUCUGUCACUGGGUCUGAUAACGGCGUUGCAGGAUCAAACUCAAACCCCACUUCAAGCUCGUCGGACAAUGGAGCUGGUGUUUCCUCUUCGUCCCUGUCGGACAGUUCUUCAAUCACGGCGUCUUCGCUGGAUAGCUCUGCAUCUGGGAAGGCGGUGGAUGUAGGUGACUCGUCCACUGGUGGAUCGACUGCGUCUUCGCUGAGAUCGGACUCCUCGACGUCUUCAGCAUCGGGAUCGGAUUCAAAUUCGGCGGUGCGAUCAAUGCUGCCUGGUGCAACGAUACUGGUGGCCAUCGCUAGUGCCUUCGUUGCUGCUCUGUUCUAGUCCGGUUUGUAUAGCCAGAUCCAGUCUGUACAGUACAAUUUCAUGUACUCUUUUUUUGCAACUCUUCCUGCCAUUCCGCUGGAGCAUGUAGUUAUUGUGUUGCAAGCGUUUUUUUUUUCUGACGAAAAGAUGCGUGAGCAAAAGUUGAUUUAACUGCAAAACCUUACAUCAUCUAUACUGGGAGCUUUCCUAGUUCAUUCGAGUUGCACCGAUCCUUGCGGUACAAUAAAUUUAUUUAACACGUUGCACUUCAC
Molecule: messenger RNA, 1287 nt
Organism: Phytophthora nicotianae INRA-310
Lineage: Eukaryota; Oomycota; Peronosporomycetes; Peronosporales; Peronosporaceae
Exons: 1
Coding region: 77-1033 (318 amino acids)
Source: RefSeq, a predicted model, not a curated record